This is a messenger RNA of Ixodes scapularis (black-legged tick), 2389 nucleotides long. RefSeq names its product RNA polymerase-associated protein LEO1 (gene Atu). Gene Ontology annotation, cellular component: nucleus; Cdc73/Paf1 complex. Gene Ontology annotation, biological process: transcription elongation by RNA polymerase II; positive regulation of transcription elongation by RNA polymerase II. The record is from RefSeq and is a predicted model, not a curated record. Bases 180 to 2279 code for a protein of 699 amino acids. NCBI's taxonomy places the organism in Eukaryota, Metazoa, Arthropoda, Arachnida, Ixodida, Ixodidae. Gene Ontology annotation, molecular function: RNA polymerase II C-terminal domain phosphoserine binding. The transcript is spliced from 12 exons.
UCGCUGUUUCAUCCCCAACCGCAUCCAACGUUUCAUCCAUACGAUCGCAUCCCGCGUUGAUCGCAUCGACGCUAACAAACUCAUCGCGCAUCGGCGCAUCAGUCAGGUUCGACAAGAGUUUCCCAGUGGGUUGAGCGGUUAAUUGCCAUAAUCAGUGAGGGGUGACGGAAGAAAAAAGCAUGGACGGCCUCUUUGGAAGUGACGAAUCAAGAGGAGCGUCAAGCCCAGGCUCCCGCAGCUUGUCGCCUGCAUCAAGCGACCGGUCGCAGACGCCCGCGACGCCGCAGCACACGGACGGCGAGCGAAGCGACCACUCGGACAACGAGGAGCACGUGGCUGAGGACGAUGGCAACGACGAUCGCUCUGAGAAGAGCUAUCAGUCGUCGCCAGCACGGAGCGUGGCCAGCGGAGCGAGCAGCCGGGCCCGCAGCGGAGGCGGCUCCGGCGAUGAGUCGGGCGAUGACCGACAGCAGCGGGACUCCGACGACGAGAACGGCGGGGCCCAGUCGGCCGAUGACCGGCAGGGAGAUAAUGACGACGGCGGUGACAAUGCACAGGCGUCUGACAACGAAUCCCGGCACUUUGACGACCAGUCAGGUGACGAGGAAGACGGUGGCACGGCCCGGACGCCCGCGCGGUCAGAGCGGCGGAGCGACGGGUCCGACAAUGACGGCUCCGGCAGCGAGGUCCACCGGUCCGACGAAGAGGACAACCGGUCGGAGGACGGCCGCGAGAGUGGGGCCGAACGGUCCGACGCAGAGGCGUCGGGGGACGAGGAGGCCGUAGCCAGUCCCGACGAGCGCUCCGUGCACUCUGCGCACUCCGCACGCUCUGCGGACGGGGCCGACGACCGCAGGGAAGGCUCGCCAGGAUCUGGUUCGGAGUCCGAGGGCCAGGCAUCCGAGGGCCAGGCAUCCGAGGGCCAGGCAUCCGAGGGCCAGGCUUCUGAGGGCCAGGCUUCUGAGGGCCAGGCCUCUGAGGGCCAGGCGUCCCGCAAGAGGAGCAGGUCCGAAGGCAGCGAGGCCCCGUCCGAAGGGUCUGACGCGGAGGAGGCGAGCGGCCGCAAGAAGGCUCGCGUCUCCGGCGGGGAGGAGGACGAAGAGGGUGGGCCGGACGUGGAAGCCCUGUUUGGCGAGGACCUGGGGGACCUCAGCUCGGACGAGGAGGGCAGCCCCCGGAAGCGGGCGGCCCGCGUUCUGGACGACGACGACUCGGACCACGAAGCGGAGCAGAAAGAGGAGGAGGACGGCACCGACCGCGUACGCAGGAUGGGCGACGACGAAGAAGAGGACGGGGCACGCAAGGACGCGGAGGACGCUCCACGGGGUGAAGAGGAGGAGGAGGAGGUGCCGGUGCCAGAGACGCGCAUUGACGUGGAGAUUCCCCGCAUCGUGACCAACCUGGGCAGCGAGGUGCACUUUGUCAAGCUGCCAAACUUCCUGAGUGUCGACACACGGCCGUACGACCCGCAGUGGUACGAGGACGAAGUGGACGAAGACGAGGUCUUGGACGAGGAAGGACGGGCACGGCUCAAGCUGAAGGUGGAGAACACCGUGCGCUGGCGCUACAUCUACGACAAGCUGGGCAAUCCCGUACGGCAGAGCAACGCACGGAUCAUUAAAUGGUCGGACGGGAGCAUGUCGCUGCACCUGGGCUCGGAGAUCUUCGACGUGCACAAGCAGUCGCUGAUGCAGGGCGACCACAACCACCUGUUCAUCCGCCAGGGCACCGGCCUGCAGGGUCAGGCCGUCUUCCGCACCAAGCUCAGCUUCAGGCCCCACUCGACGGACAGCUUCACCCAUCGCAAGAUGACCCUGUCCCUGGCUGGGCGCAGCCAAAAGACCCAGAAGAUCCGGGUGCUGCCACAGGUGGGCAAGGACCCCGAGGCGCACCGGAGCGAGAUGAUCAAGCGGGAGGAGGACCGGUUGCGGGCGUCCAUCCGGCGGGAGAGCAAGCAGCGGCGCAUCCGGGAGAAGGCCCACUCGCGGGGCUUGAGCUCUUCGUACCUGGAGCCCGACGAGGACGACGCCGCCAUCUCCCUGUCCGCCAUCAAGAACAAGUACCGCAGGGGUGGCCCCGCUCUCAAGGAGCGACCAUCCGUCUACUCGUCGGACGACGAGGUGUCCAACCCGGACGACGGCCGUGCCCGCCGCCUGGAGAAGGCCAAGGGCAACGCAAUGGAGGACGACGACGACAGUGACCUGGACUACUUUGACAAAAAGGCCGAGAGCAAGAAGACCAAGAAGGCCAUUGAAGAAAGCGACGAAGACGAUGACUGAGCAGACCGGCGAGUACGCCGCAACGUCUCUUGUAUAUAAAAGUGCGACGAAGGAGGCCACAGUCCACAUGUACAUACUUCACUUAAUAAAAAGCAGUUUAUUACUCUUUA